AUGCUUGGCUUGGACAAUGCAGGCAAGACGACGAUCCUCCAAAAGAUGACCGAGGGAGACAUCUCGCACAUCAUGCCCACUCAGGGCUUCAAUAUCAAGAGCAUCAUGCAAGAUGGCUUCAAGUUGAACGUUUGGGACAUCGGUGGCCAGGAAGCCAUUCGUCCCUAUUGGUCCAACUACUUCGAGAACACAGACGCCUUGGUCUACGUGGUGGACAGCUCGGACAGCCGGCGUUUGGAGGAAUCUGCCAAGGAGUUGGCCGAGCUCCUUGCACAGGAGAAGUUGGUCCAAGUUCCUGUGAUGGUCUUCGCCAACAAGCAAGACUUGAUGAGCGCCGUCCCCGCCGAUGAGAUUGUUGCAGCCUUGAACUUGGAGGCCAUCGGAGAUCGCUUGUGGCAGAUCCAAGCAUGCAGCGCCAAAACAGGGGAAGGCUUGCAAGAAGGUAUGGAGUGGCUGGUGACGAACGCCAAAAGUGAGAGACCAGCUUCUUACGCAGACGCGGCGUCAUCGCCGAAGGGGUGUCCCCAAGAGCAUGGGACGAAGGAGGUAUGGAACUCCGCAGCUAAGAUAAGCUACUGGUCGGCACUCCUGGCGGCCGUGGCACCAAUCGUAGUCAUCUACCUGCUCAGUCCAUCGUGCUUCCAAUGGCUUUGGUCCCAGCGCAUGCGGCCACCCAUCGUGCCACCCCGUACGGGCCUCACACGCGCGCGCCGCGGAAAGCGCCGCGGCCGCGCUUUCCGCGCUUGCGAGCCGACGGUGACGGUGAGACGCAGCACAGAUGUCUCAGUGGCCGUGGUGGGCGCCGGGCCCGUGGGCUUGCUAACCGCCUUGGCCUUGGCUCGGCGCGGCUUCCGCAAGGUGCGCGUCUUGGACCGUCUGCCGGAGCCGGAGCGCCCCGACGCGCCCUGCUGGGGCGACCCGGAUCGAUCCUACAACCUGGGCCUUGGAGGCCGUGGGCAACGGGCGCUGAUGCGCUUUGGCGCCUUUGACACGGUGGACCACUACAGCAGGACGGUGGUGGGCAGAAAGGAUUGGUCCAAUGGUGAGGCCAAGGUGACCCUAAACAAGCGCCGCUUCAUGACGAAGGUCAUCGCCCGAGAUCGUUUGUCAAGCUGCCUCUAUCAGGAGCCCGGCCGACGCGAGCCCAGUGGCACAUAG
Durusdinium trenchii is the source of this 1158-nucleotide messenger RNA. The record is from the annotation of a GenBank genome assembly. Lineage: Eukaryota; Dinophyceae; Suessiales; Symbiodiniaceae.